AUGGUGACAGGGAAGAAGAAGAUGACGAGAAAGGAGGAGAAGGAGAAAGGAGAAAAGAGGAGAAAGGAAGAGGACACGACGAGGAACGGCGACAAUGAAAGAGAGGCACCACGCAAGCACAGCCCACAGACGGCAGCCUACUGGACUGUCCGCUCGACGAGGUCGCGGUACAUGGCCUUGACGUCCUGCACGUCGGCCCGCAGCUCCUCCACCAGCUCGCUCUUCUCGCCCAGCAGCUCCAGCGUCGUGUCGUACCGCGCCUGCAGGUCGCCCACCUGCGCUUCGAGCUCCGUCACGCGCGCCACCGCGGCCCGCCCGCUCUCCGUGUCCUUGAUCAGCUGCAGCACCUCGGCCCGCGCCUCGUUGCGCUGCUUGGAGAUGCGCGCCAGCUCUUCGCGCGCCGCGACCUUUUCGCUCUCGAGCCGCCGGAUCGCGGCGCUCAUCCGCUCGACGAGCUGCACCGACGGGCCCGCGGCCACGGUCGACACAGACACCAUGUCCUGCAUCAACGCCUGCUGCGGCGACGCCGAGCGCUCCAUGCCCUCGAGGGGGUCGUCCUGGUCGACCGUCGUGUGCGUCGUGCUGUUGCCGGCCGUGGUGCUGGCGCCGCCACCGCCGCCACCACCACCGCCGCCAGAACUGGAGUGGACGACGGACGCCGACCCGCCGCCUCCUGGACCCGUCUCGGUCGUGGGGCUGAACACAAGCGGCAGGCCGCCGCCGCUGUUGCUGCCGCUGCCAAGCAAACUCGAGAGCGGUCGGUUGCCGGGGGGCUGGCCCGAGGGCCUGCGCAGCGAGAAGCGCUCGGUUGGGUCGUCUUGGCUCGAGGGCGCCGACGCUUUGCGCAGCUUGUUCGGCAGGCCCUGGAAGCCCAGCAGCUCAGAGCUCCAGGUGCGCGACGGGUUGGGCAGCAGCGGCGUCUCGGGCCGGCUGCUGCUGCCGCGCAGCUGUGGUGGCACCGGCGACAUGGGCGGCAGGCCCUGGAUGUUGGGCAGGCUCUCGAGCCAGUUGCCGCGGUCGUUGGCGUCGCCACGCCUGUCGCGCUCGCCGUGGUGGUGCUUGUCCUCCUUCCACGCCGCCGCCUUUUGCUGCACGGCCUCGUCGAGCUCCGUCUUGAGCUGGUCGCGCGCGGCCUCGGCCUCCUCGGCCCGCUUCUUCAGGGCCUCGAUCUGCGCCUCGUACGCCCCGGCGUGUUCGUGCGCCUUGGGCAGCUUGAACCGUGCCUCUUCGAGGUCUUCUUCGUUGCGCUUGGCCCGGAGAGCUGCUUCGCGCGCCUUCUUGCGCAUCUCCGACUCCCGCUGCAGCGCCUCGUCGCGCUCCUUUUCGAGGUUGGACACGCGCGCCAGCAGCGUCGUCUCAAUGCCUUGCCAGUUGUCGCUGGCAAUCGAGUACUGCGACUGCAGCGUCUCGACCUGCCGCAUCAGCUUCGCGUGCGAGUCGCCGGUCGCGCCCGACGACGCCUCCUCCGCGCGGCCGCGCAUCGCCUCCAGCUUGCUCUCCAUAAGCUGCAGCUCGUUCUGCAGCUCCUGCUCGACCGUGCGCGUGCGCUCCGCCGCCUUGUCCGCCUUUUCCUGCCACUCUUUGAUCUGCGCCUUGGCGCGGUCGGCCGCCAGCGACUUUUCGAGCUGCGCCGUGGCCACCUGUUCUUCGAGCUCCUUGACGCGCUGGCGCUCCUUUUCGAGGGCCGCAUCGUUGAUCGCGAUCUUUGUCGCCUCGGCGUGCUCGUUGGCCGUCUUCAAUUGCUGCCGCAGGUCCGCAAUCGUGGCGUCCUUGGACACGGCGUCGGACCGCAGGCCCUCGAGCUCCUUGUGCACCUGGCUUAGCCGCUUGAGGCCCUCCUCUUGCGCCCGCUCGAGCUCGGCGGCGCGCCGUGCCCGCGCCCGCAGCGUCUGCAGCUCGCCCUCGGUUUUGGUCCGCGCCGUCUUAAACUCGGCAAUCUCCUUUUCGUCGUCGCUGAUCUUGACGCGCAGCUUCUUGAGGAUCGCCCGGUGCUUCUCCUCCAUGACGCUCAGGUUCUUGCCUUCUAGCAUGAUCUGCGCAAUUUUUUGGUCCUGUUCGGCCACCUUCUUCUCGAGGCUGCCCGGCGCAGCAUCGGCGACCGCCUUCUUGGCGGCCUCGGCGGCCUCGCUGGCGAGGUACUGCACCUUGGCCUGCAGCAUUUCCGUCUUUUCGGUGUGGUGGUGGAUCUCGUCUUGGUGCUGGCGUCGUUGCUCGAGCAGCUCGGCCUCGAGCUGCUUGAUACGCGACUCGCGGACCGCGUCGAGGGCAGCAGCACUGGCCGCUGUGGAUUGGUUUGCAGCAACGGUCGUAUCAUCCGCUGAUGUGGAUGCGGCAUCGGCUGCCGUUGUUGUUAGUGUUGUCAUCGGGUUUGGUGUCGAUGGUGCGGCUGCAUUGUCGUUCGACUCAUGA
Messenger RNA from Sporothrix schenckii 1099-18, 2409 nucleotides. RefSeq lists its product as uncharacterized. The coding region runs from base 1 to 2409 and encodes 802 amino acids. The transcript is spliced from 3 exons. The record is from RefSeq and is a predicted model, not a curated record. NCBI's taxonomy places the organism in Eukaryota, Fungi, Ascomycota, Sordariomycetes, Ophiostomatales, Ophiostomataceae.